This is a messenger RNA of Micropterus dolomieu (smallmouth bass), 924 nucleotides long. RefSeq names its product zona pellucida sperm-binding protein 3-like. Gene Ontology annotation, molecular function: acrosin binding. NCBI's taxonomy places the organism in Eukaryota, Metazoa, Chordata, Actinopteri, Centrarchiformes, Centrarchidae. The record is from RefSeq and is a predicted model, not a curated record. Bases 1 to 822 code for a protein of 273 amino acids. Gene Ontology annotation, biological process: binding of sperm to zona pellucida; egg coat formation; positive regulation of acrosome reaction. The transcript is spliced from 8 exons. Gene Ontology annotation, cellular component: extracellular matrix.
AUGAAAGCUUAUCUGUUUGGGCUCCACAGCCAGGCGAGGGUCAAACAUUUCAGGCUUGGACCUGUCAGUGCUGCGCAACAUCACUGCACAGCCAGAGUGUCUGGAAAUGGGGAAUACGUCAUCAGAGCACGUCUGACUGACUGUGGGAGUGAAGUGAUGUUCACCCAGUGUGCUGUGCUGUAUCACAACCUACUGCGGUACUCUCCUCCUCCAACAUCACCUGGAGACCGAGCUGCUAUUCAAGUCCAGUGUCAAUAUGGAAGACUUCUGGACCAGCAGCAAGACAGUGACGAUCAGCUCAAGAAGGUGAACAAGUUCCUGGGUGAAACGGUCAGCAUCGAGGCCUCUGUAGAUCACCGCCAUCUUCCUCUUUCUCUGUAUGUAGGCAGCUGUGUGGCUACUCUGACCCCAGAUGUGAAUUCUUACCCCAGAUACCCCUUCAUAGACCACCAGGGAUGUUUUACAGACUCCCAGCUGCACAGCUCUAGCUCCUGUUUCCUGCCCAGAGUCCAGGACCAACUCCUCCAGAUUCAACUCGAACCUUUCCUCUUCCUCCAGGACCACAGACACACUAUAUAUAUAACAUGUUACCUGGAAGCAGAGUCCAUUUCAAACGAGGACCCAGUGAAAAAGGCUUGUUCUUUUAUAAGUGGGAGGUGGACGUCAGUGGAUGGUGACGACCAUGUCUGUGAGAGCUGCAGCAGGGUUAAAGAGACAAAUCACUGCACCAGAGGCCCCAAGUCCAACCACAAGAGGGCACUAAGAAGCAAAAAAAGUACAGGCAAACUGAGCUGCACAGGGAAACCGGUUUGGGUCCAAUAAUAUUUCUCCCAUGAAAGCUGACUACAGUGGGAAAACACAAAUAUUUGUAUUGAAGGUAUUGAGUUGAAUAAAAAUGGUGUUUAAGCACCUUUUACGUGCAAG